AUGCCCUGCUUCAAGGGCAUCGCGGUGAGCAUCCAUGCCAACUCGGCGCCUUUGCCCGAGUAUGGCAUGCAGAAGCAAUCGCGCGUGUCCCGCAUAAGCACCUACAUCCCCGUACCCCAGCCCCAGCUCACCGGCGAAGACAAGAAGCCCGAGGCAGCCAAGUUCGCCAUCUCGAUCACACUCUUGACUCCCGGCCUCGCGAUUCCGUACUCGAGCCCCAAGGCGAGCCUAGAAAACCCGAACCCCAAACCACAGUUCGUUGGUGGCAUGUUGCCCAAAGCUGGUGGGGAGAGGGGCAAGUACCAGGGCGUCGUGAACCCCUACAUACCCAUGACAAACUCGGAAAACGAAACGAUCGCUGCAUACAUCUACUUCGAUGGGCGACCAAAGGAAGAAGUGGCCACACUGCUGCGACCAGGUGAGGAGACUUGGGUCAAUAGUCGCUGGGUACAAGUACCGGAUUCCGAGGGCGGCGGUUUGGCGGAACGGGAAUUCUUGUUCCGCGAGGUUGGCCUCGAGCGUUGGCUGAAUGGUCUGGAUCUACAAGGUCAUGAUACGGCGGAGAAGGUGGAGAAGCGCCGGCAGAAGUUCGAGAGGCGGUCGAGGAGGCAGGCUGCCAGACUCGAGGGCAACUCUGGUGUCGAUCUUGGACAGGGGAUAUUGAAACGUCGAGAGACCCUUAGAUAUGGCGCCGACGACAAGACUCCCCUCGAAGCCGUGGAUGACGAAUCCGAUUCCCUUUCCUCAGACGAUGACGAGCCUCCAGAGGCUACCGGCCAAAUCAAAGUGGCCAUGUUCCGUGUUCUUGCAUCUGGAGAGGUCAAGAAGGGAGAAUACUCACCCCAAUUCGACGCGCACGAGGGCGACGAGGAAGAUGGAGCAAAAGGCAACGACAUGGGCGCAGACGUUGAGCACACGACGAGCUUUGCGAAGCCCAAAACCCUAGAUCCCAAGACCAUCAGCACACAGACUGUGACAGGCAUUGAUGCACCGGACAAGCCUUUCGCUGUCUUCACGUUCUUCUACCGCGGUGAAAAACAAUUGCAGAAGAUCGGCGUCAUGCAGUCGGCCAAGGCUGCGCAAGCGACUCCGGGAUCCGCCAAGAGGCGGUCUGCCCAGCUUGACUUCUCAACUCUCGGCCCCCUCAAGUCAGGAGGGACCGUGGGCUUUUCGGCUUUUCGAGACAACAAACCUGAUACCGCGCGCAAGUCUCGUAAAAAGAGCAGUGGGGCUGUCACUAUGGAAGACAGCGAGGAAGAAGAUGACGACGAUAACAUGCUGAGCAAGAUGGAAGAUGCCGACGACAAGGUCGACGACAAGUUCGACGACAAGAAGCUCGGCCCUGAGGAUGCCCAGUCUUCAGGCGAACUGGCGGAAGGCGUCAACCGGAUUCGCCUAAAGAGGGCGCACUCCGCCGAUCCUGACGGUAACUCGACUCCGGAGACAUCCCAGCGACCAGAGUGGAACGAUUCGUCCGCAUCACAAGAGGGCAGCACGACGGCCAAUUCGGGACUGAAAACCGAGAGUGACGUCCCUCCGGACACUUUGAUCGGAAGUCCAUUGAAGAGGCAUCGACUGAGCAUGGACCAGGGGAGCAACAACGAGAAGCUCAACGCAACGCAGAGCAUGAGCGCCGCUCUAGGUGCCGUUUUGGGGAGCUCCAAUACCCCGGCUCCGGAUACUGCAUCCUCUGCUCCUGCAUCAGGAAAGGACACAUCAACCAAAAUCGAGGAGGAGGAGCUGUGA
Messenger RNA from Emericellopsis cladophorae, 1746 nucleotides. RefSeq lists its product as uncharacterized. The record is from RefSeq and is a predicted model, not a curated record. Lineage: Eukaryota; Fungi; Ascomycota; Sordariomycetes; Hypocreales; Bionectriaceae. Bases 1 to 1746 code for a protein of 581 amino acids. The transcript has 3 exons.